Messenger RNA from Mercenaria mercenaria, 2763 nucleotides. RefSeq names its product insulinoma-associated protein 1a-like. The transcript has a single exon. Bases 226 to 1596 code for a protein of 456 amino acids. Gene Ontology annotation, molecular function: DNA-binding transcription repressor activity, RNA polymerase II-specific; RNA polymerase II cis-regulatory region sequence-specific DNA binding. NCBI's taxonomy places the organism in Eukaryota, Metazoa, Mollusca, Bivalvia, Venerida, Veneridae. Gene Ontology annotation, cellular component: transcription repressor complex; nucleus. The record is from RefSeq and is a predicted model, not a curated record. Gene Ontology annotation, biological process: regulation of cell cycle process; neuron differentiation; negative regulation of transcription by RNA polymerase II.
UCGAAGUAAAUACAUGACAGUGUAAUGCUAUGUGAGAAUUAACUAAGACAAAGGACAAAGCAAAGCAAAGAAAGGAGAUAUAUUUAACUUAUGUGACCAAAUCCCGUUGUUAAAAAAAAUCUUUCGUACCUUUCGCAAAAUUGAGCAUUACACCUGUGAGGAAAAAGCAUCACCGAAAGUGCCUUACAGUGACACUCAGGAAGUUGUGCCUGUGUUCAAAUACUUAUGAGCAAGAUGCCAAAAGGAUUUCUUGUUAAAAGGACAAAACAUGCAGGAACAUUUUCGCACAGAAAUCGCCACUUCUCGGACGAUGAUAGGAGCGAAAGCGGCUCAGAUCAAGAGCACGUGCACACUAAUUUUGGAUCUCCCGAUUCUGGUUAUUCAGCUUCGCCAGUUUUCGCCAGUUUCCGUGAACGUUACGGAGGACAAUGCGUGGACUUCAUUGGCUCUAGAUCGCCGGUGUCUUCGCCGCUUACUGUAAGUACAAGCACAUAUCCUUCACCGCUCUACUACUCAACGUUCGACCGUCUGUCCGUCUGCAGUGACACACCUUUAGAUCUCAAAAUUUCAAGCAAAGAAUACGAUAGCGAUAAUCUGAAACCAAUUGAUUAUUCUAUUACACCAGCAAAAUCAAAUGACACUGAAUCAAAAUCUGAGCAGAUUUCAAAACCAACACCCAUCAGUCCAAACAAACGGAGAGGAAACAGCGAAAACUCCGAAAAUAAGAUCAAAUCUACAAAAAAGCCAAAAGCUGCUAGAAAAAUAAAUUUCGACGAAGAUAACUCAUCUCCUGUGUCUGGAACAAUAAUUCGUAAACUAACCGACGAAGAUAACGGUGCAAGGAUAGUGUGUGGUGAUAUUGACAGUAAGUUUAAUUGUGUUGAGGUCACGCCUGAAGCAAAAGCUGAAAUUGCAAAGAUUGAAAACCGCAUCGGGGACUAUGUCUGCAGAUUGUGCAAGGAACUCUUUGAUGACGCCUUUCAGCUCGCUCAGCACCGGUGUUCAAUGAUUAUCAAUAUUGAAUAUCGUUGUCCAGAGUGCGAUAAAGUUUUUAACUGUCCUGCGAAUCUAGCAUCCCAUCGUAGAUGGCACAAGCCGCGCCCAGUGGUCAGCAAGAAAAAUAACGAGCCAACAAAAAUUCUUCCGGCGGUAACAUCCGACGAACUACAAAAAGAAAUCAAAACAAAGAACGCCCAGACAACAUCCGAGGAGGGUCAGUUUGCCUGCGACAAAUGCAACAAAAAGUUUCGACGUCAGGCUUAUUUAAGGAAACAUCAACAAACGCACGUGAUUGACGCCAUCUUUGUUUGUCAGUUCUGCAGCAAAAUUUAUCCAAAUGACAAUGCACGUGCUAAACAUGAAAUGACACAUACAACAGGGAAGGAGCUCACGUGCACGUUGUGCAUGACGUCAUUUCCCAACAAAAUCGUGCUGGAGAAGCAUGUGCGCCAACACGGAAAUGACACCUUUAACUGUAAGUACUGUGACAGUUCGUUUUGUAGCUCCCCGGGACUGACCAGACAUAUCAACAAGUGUCAUCCCUCAGAAAACCGCCAGGUCAUUUUACUACAGAUUCCAGUAAACCGUACCAGUUAGGAACGGAUGCCGCUGCAUAUUCCUGUUGAAAUGAAUGUCAUAGCAAUAGUGCCUUGUAGAUUGCUUGAAACAUGGUGAUGGUGCCUUUUGCAUGGAAACGUUGUGAUAGAUUUGUUAUACUAAUCAUUGUGAGAUAUCGGACUAACAAUAUGCUACAAAGUAUUUGAAAGACAGGCGAAGAAAGUUAGGAAAGAGACGAAAUUCUGUGAUGAAAUGUGCCUUCCCACAGGACAACUGAAUAAGACUGGUCAAGAAGAAAUAGGGCUUUAGAAUUUGAUAAGGUUUAUAUUAUACUGUUAUUUGAUUAUAUCAAAAUAUACAAUAAUGCAUGUAUUUAUUUGAAUAUAAUAUAAGAAUUUGCAUAAGUAUUGCCUGUGUACAGGUCUAGUCGAUUAAAUAAGCCUUAUUUUAUUGUUAUUAUUUAUUAAGAUUUUAUUUAUUUUUUUUACGGUGCAAUUACAGUCGUUUCUUUAGUAAAUUUUAUUUAUGGAGUAACGUGCAAUAAGUCCCGUGCAAUAUUUGUAUUACUACGCGUCCUUUCAUCGAUAAUGUGCAAUAUCUGAUUUAUUAAAUGUUUUAUUUAUUUUAUAUUUUUUUUUCAUAUUUUCAUUUAGUUUUUUUUGUGCAAUAUCCGUCUACUUAGUUUUAUUUUUUCUCAGUGCAAUUUUUUCGUGCAAUAUCCGGCACGUGCAAUAACAUACGUGCAAUAACAAAGUGCAAUAAUUUUUGGGAGUCAUGCAAUAACAUUUUUGUUUUUCCAUUUUUUUUAUUUCAGUGCAAUAUUUCGUUUAUUUAAAUUUAUUUUUAUGUGUGCAAUCUAGUUUUUGUUUUAGUACUUUAUAUUUAUUUACAUUCGUUGUGCAAUGAUUUUUAAAAAGUUAUAUAUUUACAUUUAAUAUCAUUUUGAAGGCACAUAUCCGAUCAGAGAUAUCCAAAAUUAUGUUAUUAUAGAUACAAAGUUUUAUCAUUUUACAUACAGUCCUGUUUUACCAAAUGAUCAAUACAAAUGUAUAUACAUUUUUGAUUAAUCAAAGCCAAAAUAUUCAGAUACUUUGUAUUUUUCUACAUAUAAAAUAUUUAAUAAGUUUACAAUGUCUCUUCUUUGUAAAAAUAUCAAGAUCCAUUUAUUCCUGACAGAUAAAUAACAUAAUAAUUCUAAAUUCCAAA